AAGGUUGAACUUUGGAAUUCCACCGAGGGCCUCCCUCGCCCAGAGGCACCGAGUUGUGUGUGUGCCUUACCCAUUCACUCCACCAGAAUGCAGUUAGGACUCCUGAAGAAACAGUAUUUGGGAGCCAGGCUAGUGGACGGUGUUCCUGGUACCAGAGAGCUGAAGUAAUGAGAAGGCAUCAUGGAGGCCCAGUCCCACAGCUCCCUGACCACUGAGAAGAAAAAAGUUGAGAAUUCUGUAGUAAAAUGCUCCACUCGAACAGAUGUCAGUGAGAAAGCGGUGGCCUCCAGCACUACUUCCAAUGAGGAUGAAAGUCCUGGACAGACCUAUCACAGAGAGAGAAGAAACGCGGUCACCAUGCAGCCACAGAGCGUCCAGGGGCUUGGCAAGAUCAGCGAGGAGCCUGCCACAUCUAGUGACGAGAGGGGCUCGCUGAUCAAGAAGGAGAUCCAUGGGUCCCUGCCCCACCUGGCUGAGCCCUCCAUCCCAUACCGCGGGGCCGUGUUCGCCAUGGACCCCAGGAACGGUUACAUGGAACCUCACUACCACCCUCCUCACCUGUUUCCUGCCUUCCACCCUCCUGUGCCAAUCGAUGCCAGACAUCACGAGGGGCGUUACCAUUAUGAUCCGUCUCCGAUUCCUCCACUGCAUGUGCCUUCUGCCUUAUCGAGUAGCCCAACGUAUUCGGACCUGCCCUUCAUUAGGAUCUCCCCGCACCGGAACCCUGCUGCUGCCUCGGAGUCCCCCUUCAGCCCUCCACAUCCCUACAUCAACCCGUACAUGGACUACAUCCGCUCUCUGCACAGCAGCCCAUCCCUCUCCAUGAUCUCCGCAGCCCGGGGGCUGAGUCCCACAGAUGCGCCCCACGCGGGAGUCAGCCCAGCAGAAUACUAUCAUCAGAUGGCUCUGUUAGCUGGCCAGCGCAGCCCCUACGCAGACAUCCUUCCCACGGCUGCCACCACUGGUGCUGGGGCCAUCCACAUGGAAUAUUUUCAUGCCAUGGACAGCACCAGAUUCCCCAGCCCCAGGCUGUCAGCCCGGCCAAACCGAAAACGUACACUGUCUAUAUCACCACUCUCCGAUCAUAGCUUUGACCUUCAGACCAUGAUAAGGACGUCUCCCAACUCCUUGGUCACAAUUCUCAAUAAUUCCCGCAGCAGCUCUUCAGCAAGUGGCUCCUAUGGUCACUUAUCUGCAAGUGCAAUCAGCCCUGCCUUGAGCUUCACCUACCCUUCUGCGCCUGUGUCUCUCCACGUGCAUCAACAAAUCUUAAGCCGACAGCAGAGCUUAGGCUCGGCCUUUGGACACAGCCCUCCGCUCAUCCAUCCUGCCCCAACAUUUCCAACACAGAGGCCUAUUCCCGGGAUCCCGACGGUUCUGAACCCUGUCCAGGUCAGCUCUGGCCCUUCGGAGUCCUCACAGAACAAGCCCACGAGCGAGUCUGCGGUGAGCAGCACUGGCGACCUGAUGCACAACAAGCGAUCGAAGAUCAAACCUGACGAGGACCUCCCCAGCCCGGGGCCACGGGGGCAGCAGGAACAGCCGGAAGUAACCACCCUGGUGAAGGAGGAAGGGGACAAAGAUGAAAGCAAGCAGGAGCCUGAAGUCAUCUAUGAGACCAACUGCCACUGGGAAGGCUGCACCCGGGAGUUUGACACCCAGGAGCAGCUGGUGCACCAUAUAAACAAUGACCAUAUUCAUGGAGAGAAGAAGGAAUUUGUGUGCCGGUGGCUAGAUUGCUCAAGAGAGCAGAAGCCCUUCAAAGCCCAGUAUAUGCUGGUGGUGCAUAUGAGACGACACACGGGAGAGAAACCUCACAAAUGCACUUUUGAAGGUUGCACAAAGGCCUACUCGAGACUCGAAAACUUGAAAACACACUUGAGAUCUCACACUGGAGAGAAGCCAUAUGUCUGUGAGCAUGAAGGUUGCAACAAGGCUUUCUCGAAUGCUUCCGAUCGUGCCAAGCACCAAAACAGAACACAUUCCAAUGAGAAACCAUAUGUAUGUAAAAUCCCAGGCUGCACUAAGCGCUACACAGACCCCAGCUCUCUCCGGAAACACGUGAAGACAGUGCACGGCCCAGAGGCUCAUGUCACCAAGAAGCAGCGUGGGGACAUCCAUCCUCGGCCCCCACCACCACGAGAUUCCGGCAGCCAUUCCCAGUCCAGGUCACCUGGCCGGCAGACUCAGGGAGCCCUUGGUGAGCAGAAGGACCUCAGCAACACUACCUCAAAGCGGGAGGAAUGCCUCCAAGUGAAAACGGUCAAGGCGGAGAAGCCCAUGACAUCUCAGCCAAGCCCUGGUGGUCAGUCUUCAUGCAGCAGCCAACAGUCCCCCGUCAGCAACUAUUCCAACAGUGGGCUCGACCUUCCUCUGAGCGAAGGAGGUGGUGUGGGAGACCUCGGUGCCAUCGACGAAACCCCAAUCAUGGACUCGACCAUUUCCACUGCAACCACAGCCCUCGCUCUGCAAGCCAGGAGAAACCCAGCAGGGACCAAAUGGAUGGAGCACGUCAAACUAGAAAGGCUCAAACAAGUGAAUGGAAUGCUUCCGAGACUGAACCCCAUCCUACCCCCCAAAGCCCCUGCAGUCUCUCCUCUCAUAGGAAACGGCACCCAGCCCAGUAACAGCUGCAGUGUGGGCGGGCCCAUGACCCUCCUCCCGAACAGAAGCGACCUCUCCGGGGUGGAUGUCACCAUGCUGAACAUGCUCAACAGGAGGGACAGCAGCACCAGCACCAUCAGCUCGGCCUACCUGAGCAGCCGCCGCUCCUCGGGCAUCUCCCCCUGCUUCUCCAGCCGGAGGUCCAGCGAGGCGUCCCAGGCCGAGGGCCGGCCCCAGAACGUGAGCGUGGCCGACUCCUACGACCCCAUCUCCACCGACGCCUCCCGCCGGUCCAGCGAGGCCAGCCAGUGCGACGGGCUGCCCAGCCUGCUCAGCCUCACGCCGGCCCAGCAGUACCGCCUGAAAGCCAAGUACGCGGCCGCCACCGGCGGGCCCCCACCCACGCCGCUGCCCAACAUGGAAAGGAUGAGCCUGAAGACCAGGAUGGCCCUGCUCGGGGAUGGCAGGGAGUCCGCGGGGACCCUGCCUCCGGUCCACCCUCCCCGCAGGUGUAGCGACGGGGGAGCCCACAGUUACGGUCGGCGGCCCCUGCUGCCCCAGGACGCGCUGGGCCACGGCGUGAGAAGAGCCAGCGACCCGGUGAGGACGGUCUCGGAGAGCCUCUCCCUGCCCAGGGUGCAGCGUUUCAACAGCCUCAACAGCUUCAACCCCCCGGUCUUGCCUCCAGCCCUGGAAAAGCGUAACUUAGUGCUGCAGAACUACACGCGGCCGGAGGGCGCUCCGCCCCGCCACUUCCGCACGUCCCCCUGUCCUCCGAGCAUCGCAGAGAACGUCACCCUGGAGUCCCUGACCAUGGACACCGACGUGAGCCUGAACGAUGAGGACUUCCUGCCCGACGACGUGGUGCAGUAUUUAAAUGCCCAGAACCAAGCCGGCUACGAGCAGCACUUCCAGAGCGCCCUCUCUGAUGACAGCAAAGCGGCCCCGGGGCCCAGCCUGGGGAGCGGGCAUGGCGACUUCGAGCCAGCGCGGGCCUUCGGGCUGUAUAACAACAUGAGUGUCCACCCCCAGAACCCCCUGGGGAGCGGGGCCGGCCCAGCGGGGGUCUACCAGAGCCUCGGGGAGCACUGCAGCGCCUAUGGUGGGCCCGAGCACCUGGCGGUCCACUGUGGCGGGACCGGCACCAACAGAACUGUCUUCCAUGAACAGCCCUAUAAGGUCCAGCAGUACGGGAACUGCCUCAACCGGCAGCCUGGUGCCCCCGGCUUGCUGGACCCCGGUGCCAGUGGUGCUGGGAUGCAGGCGGCCAAGCUGAGAGGCACCAGCCUGCAGGGGAAUGGGAGCCAGCCAGAUUUUAGCCUGUCCGCGAUGCCCAGUGAGUCAGCGGGCAGCACGGUGAAUGGUGUGCCAACCCGAUACCCGGUGGGACAGGGGUACUUGGCCCAUCCGAUGCUCAGCGACAGCGUGCACCACCAGGGGGCAGGCCGCCCCGGGCAGCCGACGCUGGGGCAGGUUAGCGCUACCUCACAUACCAAUGUCUAUCAAGGGCCAGAGAGCAGCCUGCCAGGGCCUCCCAGCCUCGGGGGCCCGCCGCCCAGUGUGGCGGCCGUCAGGGACUACCAGCCGUGCGCAGGCUAUGGAGGCGGCAGGCGCCAGGCGGUGCCGAGAGGCAGCCUCGCUCUGCAGCCGGGACAGCACAGUGACGCCAGUCAGACCUGCAGGGUCAACGGCAUCAAGAUGGAGACACAAGGGCAGCCCCAUCAACUCUGCUCCAACAUGCAGAGUUACUUUGGUCAGUUCUAUGACCAAACCCUUGGCUUCAGUCAGCAAGACCUGAAAACUGGCUCGUUCUGUCUCUCAGAAGCCAGCUGCCUUCUCCAGGGGGCUGGCCCCGAGCACUCGGAGCUACUGUCCCCGGGCGCUAACCAGGUGACCAGCACAGUCGACAGCCUCGACAGCCACGACCUGGAAGGGGUGCAGAUUGAUUUUGAUGCCAUCAUAGAUGACGGGGACCACGCCAGCUUGAUGUCAGGAGCCCUGAGCCCCAGUAUCAUUCAGAACCUUUCCCAUAGCUCCUCCCGCCUCACGACGCCGCGAACGUCCGUGCCGUUGCCAGCGCUGUCUGUGAGCACCACCAACAUGGCCAUCGGGGACAUGAGUUCUUUGCUGACCUCCCUCGCGGAAGAAAGCAAAUUCCUUGCAGUUAUGCAAUAGGCGUUGGGGGGAAAAGGACUGCCAACAGCUUCAGGAGUUUAAACGGUUACAUUGAGUCAGUUUUUUUGCUG
This is a messenger RNA of Myotis brandtii (Brandt's bat), 4850 nucleotides long. RefSeq names its product GLI family zinc finger 3 (gene GLI3). The coding region runs from base 181 to 4779 and encodes 1532 amino acids. The transcript has 16 exons. Gene Ontology annotation, molecular function: DNA-binding transcription factor activity, RNA polymerase II-specific; RNA polymerase II cis-regulatory region sequence-specific DNA binding. Gene Ontology annotation, cellular component: nucleus. The record is from RefSeq and is a predicted model, not a curated record. NCBI's taxonomy places the organism in Eukaryota, Metazoa, Chordata, Mammalia, Chiroptera, Vespertilionidae. Gene Ontology annotation, biological process: smoothened signaling pathway; regulation of transcription by RNA polymerase II.